Molecule: messenger RNA, 2581 nt
Organism: Danio rerio (zebrafish)
Lineage: Eukaryota; Metazoa; Chordata; Actinopteri; Cypriniformes; Danionidae
Gene: trpc6a
Product: transient receptor potential cation channel, subfamily C, member 6a
Biological process (GO): calcium ion transmembrane transport
Cellular component (GO): plasma membrane; membrane
Molecular function (GO): calcium channel activity; monoatomic cation channel activity
Source: RefSeq, marked provisional
CUCAGCUGAAAGGAUGAAUCAAAGAAGAGCUGUUCUUGAGGAUAAAAAUCAAUCAAAGUAUCACUCGAUCGAAAAGAGGAACAGAAGUAAGGACAAUCUACUGAUGAACGAACACUUUGGCGAGGACUGUUAUGGCAGUUAUGGAAACUACCAUGGUGAGAACGUGGCCCGUCAGGCGCUGCCCAAGAGCCGCAGGCAGGCGGUGCGAGGAGCGGCUUACAUGUUCAACGCCCAUCCGAAUAGCUUGACCCCGCUGGAGGAGCGCUUCCUCGAUGCUGCUGAGUAUGGGAACAUCCCAGUGGUGCGCAGGAUGCUGGAGGAGCUGCCGGAGCUGGACGUAAACUGUGUGGACUACAUGGGCCAGAAUGCACUGCAGCUCGCGGUGGCCAACGAGCACCUGGAGGUGACAGAGCUCUUGUUAAAAAAAGACAACCUGUCACGUAUCGGGGAUGCUCUUUUGUUGGCCAUCAGCAAAGGUUACACCAGGAUUGUGGAAGCCAUUUUAAGCCACAGAGCUUUCGCGGACUCAAGGAGACUCACCGCGAGCCCCAGCCAGGCCCCGAUGCACGAUGACUUCUUCGCCUACGACGAAGAUGGCACGCGCUUUUCUCAUGACGUCACUCCAGUCAUUCUAGCCUCUCACUGUCACGAGUACGAGAUCGUGCACAUACUUUUGGGAAAGGGUGCGCGCAUUGAGCAGCCUCAUGAUUACUUCUGUACCUGCGACACCUGUAAUUAUCAUCAAAAGUACGAUUCCUUCUGUCACUCCCGCUCGAGGAUCAACGCUUACAGAGGAUUGGCCAGUCCGGCUUACCUCUCUCUGUCCAAUGAGGAUCCAGUGUUGGCGGCCCUGGAGCUCAGCAAUGAGCUCGCAUCCUUGGCCAAUAUUGAAAAGGAAUUUAAGAAUGAAUACAGGAAACUUUCUAUGCAAUGCAAAGACUUUGUGGUGGGUCUUCUGGACCUGUGUCGGAGCACUGAGGAAGUGGAAGCCAUUUUGAAUGGAGAAGAGGAUGACACUUUGGAAUUACCUGGCCGACCGAGCCUCAUUCGCUUAAAACUGGCAAUAAAGUAUGAACUUAAAAAGUUUGUGGCCCAUCCUAACUGUCAACAACAGCUCUUGUCAAUAUGGUACGAACACUUACCUGAACUCAGGCAGCAGACCACAGCUAUUAAGUUCCUAGUAGUUUUAGGUGUUGCGAUGGGACUUCCUUUUCUAGCAAUGGUGUAUUGGGUGGCACCAUGCAGCAAGAUGGGAAAGAUCAUGCGUGGCCCUUUCCUUAAGUUUGUGGCACAUGCGGCCUCCUUUACUAUUUUCCUUGGCCUUUUGGUCAUGAACGCUGCCGACCGCUUUGAUGGGACAAAGCUUCUUCCAAAUAUGACCAUCCAUGACUAUCCGACACAGCUGUUUCGUAUGAAAACAACUCCCUUCACGUGGAUGGAAAUGCUCAUCAUUUCCUGGGUCAUAGGGAUGAUUUGGGCAGAGUGCAAGGAGAUCUGGUCCCAAGGACCAAGAGAAUAUCUGCUUGAGCCUUGGAACUUGCUAGACUUUGGAAUGUUGGCCAUUUUUGUGGCAUCCUUCAUCUCAAGGAUAAUGGCUUUCUGGCAUGCAAGUUCAGCCCAACGCUAUGUUGAUGAGCAUUACACAGAUCUAACCAAUGUAGUAUUACCUUUUGAGGUGGGAUACUUCCAGCGGGCUCGGAUUGACUGGCUUCCAUCAGAUCCUCAGUUAGUCUCAGAGGGCUUGUAUGCCAUUGCAGUGGUGCUGAGUUUUUCUCGAAUUGCCUAUAUUCUGCCAGCUAAUGAGAGCUUUGGACCACUGCAAAUAUCUUUGGGACGAACUGUGAAGGACAUCUUCAAGUUCAUGGUUAUCUUCAUCCUAGUCUUUCUGGCCUUCAUGAUUGGAAUGUUCAACCUCUACUCAUAUUAUCGGGGUGCAAAACAGAAUGAAGCUUUCACAACUGUGGAAGAAAGCUUCAAAACAUUGUUUUGGGCAAUAUUUGGCCUUUCUGAGGUCAAAUCAGUCGUGGUGAACAAUGGACACAAGUUCAUCGAGAACAUUGGAUAUGUUCUCUAUGGAGUUUACAAUGUCACAGUGGUCAUCGUCCUACUCAACAUGCUUAUUGCCAUGAUCAACAACUCAUUUCAGGAGAUUGAGGAUGACGCAGAUGUGGAGUGGAAGUUUGCCCGUGCCAAGCUCUGGUUCACCUACUUUGAGGAGGGCAGGACUCUCCCUGUGCCUUUUAACCUGAUUCCCAGUCCCAAAUCAGUUCUUAGUCUGGUUAUGGGGGUCAAGGGUCUCCUGCGAGAGCUUUCUGUCAGGCAAAAAGCCAUUAUGAAGGGGUCUGAACUCAGUGAGAAAAUUAUGAAGCGUCUUGUGAAGCGAUACAUCAUCAAGGCUCAAAAUGACAAGGAAUGUGAUGAAGUCAACGAGGGUGAACUGAAGGAGAUCAAACAGGACAUUUCAAGCCUUCGCUAUGAACUGCUGGAGGAAAAGUCACACAACAUGGAGGAGCUGGCGAAGCUAGUCAGGACACUUGAAAAAAACCUCUCUCAGGACUGCUUGGUUAUGAAGUCUCACUGA